UACCUCCCCAACAAACACCUCAUCAUAUUUGUUGCUCGUGUCUUUAAUAUAACUUGCAAAUUAAAAUUGAGAAGCAAAUAAAACGCACAAGAGGAGGAGUUUGCAGGGACAUGAAGCCUCUCUUCCUCUUCCUGAUCUCCUUUCUCCUCCGACUACUAAUCUCAUCCCACGCCCAAAUCCAGCCUUCUUAUGAAGUAAACAAUCCACAGUACAACUGCGCCUCAACGAUCAAUGGCUCCACCACGCAAGGCUACGCCUGCGAUGGAGCUCAGCGCGGUUGUGAUACCUACCUCACCUUCCGUUCCCAAACUAAAUAUCAAACACCGUCUCAGAUAUCCUCCCUCCUCAACGUCAAUCCAUCCUCAAUCCUGAACAACAUCCCUGAAAACUCUUCGUUAAUCCCUAUCGACGAGUUAGUGAUCAUCCCCACAACUUGCUCUUGUACUGGCAACUACUCCCAACACAACGCUACCUACACUAUCCAAACCACCGGUGAGACUUAUUUUUCCAUCGCGAACGGUACAUACCAAGGGCUGUCCACUUGUCAAGCAAUCAUGGCUCAGAACCCGUACAAUCCUCUAGAGUUGGUUCAUGGGAUGAAGAUCAACGUCCCCUUGAGGUGCGCUUGCCCGACUACGGAUCAGAUAACUGAGUUUGGCGUCAAGUAUCUGCUGACUUAUUUUGUUACCUGGGGGGAUGGUGUCCGCAGCAUUGCUCGAAAGUUUAAUUCCAGCUACCAGUCUGUUCUGGAUGCUAACGGGUUGUCCAGUGGUGAUGUUAUUUAUCCAUUUACGACGCUUUUGAUACCCAUUGACGCUGAGCCUACUAAGGUCCAAGUACAGAGCCUCCAGCCUCCUCCACUUUCACCGGAGCCUCCAGUCUCCAGGGGUUCUCGCAAAAAAUGGAUAUACGUCGGCGUUGCAUCUGGAGCUGUUUUCCUAGUCUCUACUAGCAUUCUUUCUUUGUACUUCUGUUGUUUUCGCAACGGCGAAAACCCAAUAUUUAAGCAAGGUGUCCGGCGCUUCUUCUUCAAAAACCAAUCAAACAAUGGAGACAUGGAAAAUGACAUAGAUCUGCCUUUAUUUGAUUUUGAUACAAUAGCAGUCGCAACUGACAAUUUUUCGCAAGGAAACAAACUUGGAGAGGGUGGAUUCGGUCCUGUUUACAAGGGUAAGCUUGGAGAGGAUGAAGAGAUUGCUGUAAAAAGACUUUCUAGGGCUUCACAACAAGGUGUCGAUGAGUUCAAGAAUGAGAUUGUGCUUAUUGCAAAACUUCAGCAUAGAAAUCUUGUUCGCCUUCUUGGUGGCUGCAUUCAAGGAGAGGAGAGGAUGUUAAUAUAUGAGUUCAUGCCCAACAGUAGCUUGGAUACUUUCCUGUUCGGGAAAGUAGAAGGCACUUACUUGGACUGGCAGACUCGAUAUCAAAUUAUCAUAGGAAUUACUCGAGGACUCGUAUAUCUUCACCAUGACUCAAGAUUUAGAAUUAUUCAUAGAGAUCUCAAAGCUAGCAACAUUCUUCUUGAUAAGAACAUGAAUCCCAAAAUCUCGGACUUUGGUAUGGCCAGAAUUUUCAUAGGAGAUGAGACAGACUUUAAUACAAGAAAAGUCGUGGGUACAUAUGGUUACAUGUCUCCUGAGUAUGCACUGGAGGGCAUCUUCUCCUUGAAAUCUGAUGUUUUUAGCUUCGGAGUCCUAAUACUAGAGAUCAUAAGCGGAAAGAGGAACAGAGGAGUUUAUGCCUUCUCUUCCCACUUAAACCUUGUCGCCCAUGUGUGGAGUUUAUGGAAUGAGGACCAAAGCUUGCAACUAGUCGAUGAGUUGAUCAUCCAUUCAUUUACAAUGAACGAAGUCUUAAAAUGUAUUAAAAUAGGUUUAUUAUGUGUGCAAGAAAAUCCAGAUGAUAGACCACUAAUGUGGUCGGUAAUCCAAAUGCUGGGCAGCGAUAUAGCAUCACUGCCACAACCUAAGCAGCCUGGUUUUGUGUCAAGAAUAGGUCCUGUUGAAAUCAACCAGUCUGCAAGUAAAAACAAAUCAUGUACAUCGAAUAGCAUGAGUCUUACUAUGUUGGAAGGUCGAUGACUUUGAAUGAUAU
Molecule: messenger RNA, 2091 nt
Organism: Asparagus officinalis (garden asparagus)
Lineage: Eukaryota; Viridiplantae; Streptophyta; Magnoliopsida; Asparagales; Asparagaceae
Product: G-type lectin S-receptor-like serine/threonine-protein kinase SD1-1
Exons: 6
Coding region: 111-2078 (655 amino acids)
Biological process (GO): protein phosphorylation
Molecular function (GO): protein serine/threonine kinase activity; ATP binding
Source: RefSeq, a predicted model, not a curated record